CGGUUAUCUUGUAUUGUGACGUCAUAAAUGCUGCAGAGUUCUCACCCUGCUAUAAUUUAUUUCAGUUAAGCUUGACGGAAUCACAUCUGGCAGCAGAUAAACAGGACAACAUGUAUUUCUGAGACACUUUUUUACUUCUGCCUCGUCUGACAGGAGAGUUUUUCUGAGUACUGAUAGCAGUGGAGUUACCAAACUGCAGAAGACAGCAGCUGCACAUCUGGGUCAAAGUUCAGCAGCCACAUCAGAUUGGUUUAACAAAGAAAAACCAACACCAACUACCCCCUGGAAUCUGCUUAAGGACCCCUGAAAAGAUGGAGUCUGUUAAAGAGGAGAGUGAAGAUGUCUGUAUUUCAGAACUAUUUAGACUGAAAAAUCAAGAUACUGACGAACAAAGAGAUCUGAUGGAAGUGAAAGAGGAAAGUCAAGAACUGAAUGAAGUGGAGGAGAAACAUCAGUAUCACAAAUCUGAUGAUGUCAUAACUGGAGAAAAAUCUUUUGGUUGCUCACAGACUGAAAAGAAAUUUUCACAAAAAAGAACUCAAAGAAAAAUAGCCAAAAAUUCUUUCAUCUGCCCUCAGUGUGGAAAGAGUUUCACACAUAAAGGAACCUUUAAUAUCCACUUAAGAAUUCACACUGGAGAGAAACCUUUCACAUGCCCUCAGUGUGGAAAGAGUUUCAGAGAGAAAGCAAAUCUUCAGGAACACAUGAGAAUUCACACUGGAGAAAAGCCUUUCACAUGCCUUCAGUGUGGAAAAAGUUUCAGACACAGAGCAAGUUUUAAGGCGCACAUGAGAACUCACACUGGAGGGAAACAUUUCACAUGCCUUCAGUGUGGAAAGAGGUUUAGAAAUCCAAGUGGCUUAAGUAGGCAUAUACAUAUUCACUCUGAAAAUCAAUUACACCACUGUUCUCAUUGUGGCAAGAGUUUCACACAGUCAAGUCGUCUCAGGCUUCAUCUGCGCUAUCACUCUAAAGAAAAACCAUUUAACUGUGAUCAGUGCGGUCAAAAAUUUAUUUUUGCAUCAGUGCUAAAAAGACACUUGAAACUUCAUGAGACUAAUGAGAAGCCUUACAUAUGCACUGUUUGUGGAAAGAGUUUUUCACAACUGGCUUAUAUGAAAGGGCAUGAGAAAACACAUUUGGGUGUAAAACCUCAUGUAUGCUCAGUGUGUGGUAGAGCUUUUAACAGAGCGGAUUACUUGAAUGUGCACCAAAGAAUUCAUACUGGAGAAAAACCUCACAAGUGCUCAUUUUGUGAAAAGAGUUUUAGACGGCCCCAAGAGUGGAAAAAACAUGAAAAAAUGCAUAAUAGGAGGAGUCUUACCUCAUACCACUGAAAUAAAAAAAUAAGAAAUUAUUUUGAUUAUACCAAUAGAUGAAAUUACUGUGACGUCACACAGAAGGCUACCACAAUUCCAGGUUUUUUUGAGCUGCAGCAUUCUGUAGAGACAGCUUUGAGUAGCGUUAUAGUGUCAGUUGAUGAAUUCUGAGAAUACAAAAGUACUACAGCAGCAUUUGAUAUAAAGUAUGUUAUUGCCCCACUGCCCAAUGCUUGCAGUUUCUGCUUUGUUAUCUCUAAAUCAAGUUAUUAACCGCAGUUAUUACUGAUUUGAGUUGGCAAACGUUAAACAUGAUUUUUUAUUAAUUAACCCCCUUACACUUUUCUCGGUGCAUCGAUUACUAAUCAUGCAAAUUUAUACUCGAAACAUUCACUGAAAGGAUAGUUUACCCAAAAAUGGAAAUUCCCAUCAUUUACUCACCCUGCAAGAUGUGUAUGUCUUCCUUUCUUCUGCAGAACACAAAGAGUUUUAGAAAAAUAUUUUAGCACUGUAGGUCCAUACAAUGCAAGUUAAUGGUGGCCAGCAUUUUGAAGGCCAAAAAAGGACAUAAAGGAAACAUAAAAGUAAUCCAUAAGACUCCAGUGGUAUAAUCCAUGUCUUCAGAAGCGAUGUGAUAGGUGUGGAUGAGAAUCAGAUCAAUAUUUAAGUCCUUUUUUACUUUAUAAAUCUACUUUCACUUCCACAUUUUUCUUCUGUUUUUUGCUGGUUCGUAUUAUUCGUGCAUAUCGACACCUACUGGGCUGUUAUGAAAAAUAUGAUGUAUUCAGUCUUUUCCCUUGCUUUAUCCCUCCCUUUUUUCUUCUUCCUACUCAGUAGGUGGCGAUAUGCACAAACAGUAUAAAUUGGUAAAAAAAAAAUGUAAGAAGAAUUCUCUUGAUGUGCAUAGGAGGGCUAUGUGAAAGUAGAUUUAAUGUAAAAAAGGACUUAAGUAUUUAUCUGUUUGUCACCCACACCUAUUAUAUCGAUACUGAAGACAUGGAUUUAACCACUGGAGUCUUACGGAUUACAUUUAUGCUGACUUUAUAUAGUUUUUGGACCUUCUAAGUUCUUGUCACCAUUCACUUGCAUUGUGAGGACCAACAGAGCUGAAAUAUUCUACAACAAAUCUUCAUUUGAGUUCUGCAAAAGAAAGAAAGUCAUACACAUCUGUGAUGGCAUUAGUGUGAGUAUAUGAUGAGAGAAUUUUCAUUCUGGGGUUAACUAUAACUUUAAAUGAAUAUGUUGUUGCUGUUUAAUGACAGUAAACUGUGUUAAUAUUUAAAUAUAUAACUAAGUGAGCACAAGGAGAGAGUAAUUGUUCACUAAUUUGUAGAGUGAUCCAUUUGAUCACAGAACUCAUCACAAUAAAGACAGUUACAUCUAUCAUAUUGUUUGUUUGUCUUUC
Molecule: messenger RNA, 2724 nt
Organism: Myxocyprinus asiaticus (Chinese sucker)
Lineage: Eukaryota; Metazoa; Chordata; Actinopteri; Cypriniformes; Catostomidae
Product: gastrula zinc finger protein XlCGF49.1-like
Exons: 5
Coding region: 312-1337 (341 amino acids)
Biological process (GO): regulation of transcription by RNA polymerase II
Molecular function (GO): RNA polymerase II cis-regulatory region sequence-specific DNA binding; DNA-binding transcription factor activity, RNA polymerase II-specific
Source: RefSeq, a predicted model, not a curated record